Metarhizium album ARSEF 1941 is the source of this 1827-nucleotide messenger RNA. RefSeq names its product CorA family metal ion transporter. The record is from RefSeq and is a predicted model, not a curated record. Gene Ontology annotation, molecular function: magnesium ion transmembrane transporter activity. Gene Ontology annotation, biological process: intracellular magnesium ion homeostasis; magnesium ion transmembrane transport. The transcript has 2 exons. NCBI's taxonomy places the organism in Eukaryota, Fungi, Ascomycota, Sordariomycetes, Hypocreales, Clavicipitaceae. The coding region runs from base 1 to 1827 and encodes 608 amino acids. Gene Ontology annotation, cellular component: plasma membrane.
AUGUCCGACCAAGAUGGAAUGGUCCCCGACACCGGGUAUGAUACACCUGUGCCUGAGCUUGACGACCAUCGUCAUGAGUCCAAUGCGCCGCAACGGCUAGAGCGACCACGCCGAGGGACAUUUGACUCUCUUUACGGCUCCCGUCAAGUUGAUACCGACGCGGGACCUUUUACUCCGGACAUCAGGGUUCGAGAUUUCGAGGAAGCCAUUGUAGAUGAAGACGCUCUUGAGGUACCACAGAUGGCUAAGCACAGUCGUCGGCUUACAGUUGAGACGACGAACGAGGGCAGAUCUAAUUCCCCCCCAAAUUCGGUGAAAGCCUUCGCCCAAGCCCGACGACGUGAAAGAGAUAUGUCAUUCUCGGAACCAAAGUGCGACCAUGAAGAAGGGCAUGGACGGGCCAUGUCAAUAUCCAGUCGACGCAGCCACCGAAGCAGGGCUCGAACCGUAGAGAAGGAUACGAGAAGUCUGUUGACAGAUAAGGCUGCGGAGGAGGAUGUCUGCUUCCCAUUGCAGGACGGCCAUAGAAACCACGACCUUCGAAUCGACUUCGACUAUUUGGAAAAUUUCAUCAAUGCUGAAAGAGCUGCCCACUUGCACAGUCGACAGCUCCUCGCUGCAUUCGAAGACUUACGAAUUGACUCUACUGCUAGUCACCGAAACCAGCUACCCACAGUAGAUGGCGACAUCCUGGACAUUCCGUCAGAUGAAUCUAUACAGGAGAAGCGCCCUGCCGAAAUCAACUCGAAGAGCACGUCACACCCAAUCGAUGGUAAUCGUUUCAGCUUUUUCUCGUCGGCAUGGGAGUCAACAAUCCACGCCGCCGAAAUGGGCGAUCUCGUUCUCCCUGGGGAAGAUAUCAGGGGGCUCUUUGAGUUACCCCAAAAUGAGGCAGAUGGUGUCUGGUGGCUGAAUGUGAAUACAGCAUCUAAAGAAGAAGUCCAAGGAAUUUGCAAGGCAUUUGGAGUCCACCCACUGACCAUUGAAGAUAUCAUUACCCAGGAAGCCCGAGAAAAGAUCGAGCUCUUCCCGUCGUACUAUUUUGCCUGCUUUCGAUCAUUUAACGUUGCUGAAGAGCCAGAUGGUAUUGAGUAUGAGCCCUUCAACAUAUAUGUUUUGGUAUUCCGUGAAGGCACGCUCAGCUUCAGCUUCGCCCCAAACUCGCAUGCGUCUCAAGUUCGCAAAAGAAUUACAGCUCUCAAGGAGUACGUGUCUCUUAGCAGCGAUUGGAUAUGCUAUGCAUUAAUUGAUAAUAUUGUUGAUUCCUUUGCACCUGCUAUCCGCACUAUCGAACUCGAAGCAGACGCUAUUGAGGACGAGGUGUUUGUAAUGCGCCAGGACGACUCGAGUUCGUUCCUUCGCUCCAUAGGCCGUGUUCGAAAAAAUUGCAUGGCUUUAAUGCGACUUCUUGGAGGUAAGGCUGAUGUCCUGCGAGGGUUUACUAAGCGAUGCAAUGAAAAUUACCAAGUUACACCGCACAUGGACAUUGGCAUAUACUUGGGCGAUAUUCAAGAUCAUGUUGUUACCAUGGCAACAAAUCUCGGCCACUUCGAGAAGAUGCUGUCGCGAGCACACAGCAACUACCUGGCAACACUAUCAAUCAACAACAUUUCACAAGGAACUGAUACGAAUCGUGUCUUGAGCAAGAUAACGUUUCUUGCAUCCGUUCUUGUGCCACUUAACCUCAUAAGCGGUGUGUUUGGAAUGAAUGUUACAGUGCCUUUUCAGAGCACAGGCAGUCUCGCUGCGUUCUUCACUAUUAUUGGGAUCAUGGUAUUCGUGUGCUCCAUGAUUCUGGGACUGGCUCGUUGGAAGAGGUACAUAUGA